Molecule: messenger RNA, 1629 nt
Organism: Cucumis melo (muskmelon)
Lineage: Eukaryota; Viridiplantae; Streptophyta; Magnoliopsida; Cucurbitales; Cucurbitaceae
Product: ribose-phosphate pyrophosphokinase 1
Exons: 8
Coding region: 155-1339 (394 amino acids)
Biological process (GO): 5-phosphoribose 1-diphosphate biosynthetic process; purine nucleotide biosynthetic process; ribonucleoside monophosphate biosynthetic process
Cellular component (GO): ribose phosphate diphosphokinase complex; cytoplasm
Molecular function (GO): magnesium ion binding; ribose phosphate diphosphokinase activity
Source: RefSeq, a predicted model, not a curated record
AUAAGAAGUAUACUUUAUCCAUUGCGUAGUGACAACGGCCGUAUUUCCCUAUUAUGUAGAUCAAAAGCUCAAAUUCGAAGCUUUGUUGUUAAUGGCGGACGACCAUCGCCAUACAUAACUAAUUCACUCGCCCUAGCUCCCUUUACCGGUGAACAUGGCUGCCUCUCUCAUUCUUCCUUCCUCUCCUUCCUCCUCUUACUCCUCCUCCUUCCUCACCCGUUCAAAUUUCUUCCCCCACAACUCUCGCUCCGCAACUUGCAUUUGUUACACCUUCUGUAGUCUGCCUGAAUCGAGUAGAUUUGGUAAUGGGAAACCUAUUGUUCCUAUUCUUAAUGAGCGUAGUUUGCCGGAGUUCUUGGAAUCGGCUAGAAUGGGGAAACCGCUUGAUAGAAGCAAUAACCGUUUGAAAUUGUUUUCUGGUACUGCGAAUCUUGCACUAUCUCAGGAAGUUUCUAGGUAUAUGGGCUUGGAACUUUCGAAGGUUAACAUCAAGCGAUUUGCUGAUGGAGAAAUUUAUGUCCAGUUGAAAGAGAGUGUGAGAGGAUGUGAUGUUUACAUAAUACAGCCCACUUGCCCUCCUGCCAAUGAGAAUCUCAUGGAGCUAUUUGUUAUGAUAGAUGCAUGUCGGAGAGCCUCCGCCAAAAACAUCACUGCAGUGAUCCCAUAUUUUGGGUAUGCCAGAGCUGACAGGAAGACUCAAGGCCGUGAAUCAAUUGCAGCCAAACUUGUCGCUAAUCUUAUAACAGAAGCAGGUGCCAAUCGUGUUCUUGCUUGUGACCUCCAUUCUGGACAGUCGAUGGGCUACUUUGAUAUACCAGUUGAUCAUGUAUACUGUGAGCCUGUGAUUCUAGAUUAUCUUGCCAGCAAGACAAUUUGUUACAAUGAUCUGGUUGUGGUCUCUCCUGAUGUUGGUGGUGUUGCAAGAGCUCGUGCUUUUGCCAAAAAAUUAUCCGAUGCUCCUUUAGCAAUUGUGGACAAAAGGCGCCAAGCGCACAAUGUUGCCGAGGUGAUGAACCUUAUUGGUGACGUUAAAGGAAAAGUUGCCGUCAUGGUGGAUGACAUGAUUGACACUGCUGGGACUAUUUCAAAAGGAGCGGCUCUUCUACAUCAAGAGGGUGCUAGGGAAGUCUAUGCUUGCUGCACUCAUGCUGUAUUUAGCCCCCCGGCGAUUGAGAGGCUAUCAAGCGGCCUGUUUCAAGAGGUGAUAGUUACGAAUACGAUCCCAGCAAUCACAGAAAACUACUUCCCUCAGUUAACCGUUCUUUCGGUAGCAAAUCUUUUGGGCGAAACCAUUUGGCGAGUUCAUGACGAUUGCUCUGUGAGUAGCAUUUUUAAAUAAGAUCAAAUUGAAGUGAUCCCCAUAGCCUUCUAAAACAACACUUCAAGGAUUCCUGCCUUAUUUUACUACAGCUAUUGUUUUGUUUUGUUUUGUUUUGUUUUCUUAGUUUGAUUCUUUUUUCUCUCUUUUUUAAAUCACCCAUUCUUAAUUACUCCUCCUAGUUCUCUAUUAGAAUAACUUGUUGUAGUAAUUCAUAUGGGGGAGUUUUACUCUUAAGACAUUAUUGAAUUUUGUAAUUCUACAUAUAUUAACAGUUUUAUAUCUUCAUAGAAGUUAGUGUUUUGUUUGAA